AUGCGAACUCAAAAGAGUGAUUACCUCUUCACUAACAAAGAUGCUGGUAAUAUCAAGGCGUAUGUUAAGGAUAUUGCUGUUGUUGUUGAUAAUGUAAAGAAUGACAUAAUUAAGAUCCAUGGAGAUGAUGUUGUUGCUGGUGAUAACAAUCCAAUACUUGUGUCCACAAAAGAAUGUGCACAAGACACCUUGUGCCAGCUUCCUUAUAGGAAUACUUUCACAAGGAAAACCUCUACGAAGGCAAUGUUUCCUUUGUGUUGUGGAGAAAAUUUCUUUUCAAUGCCAGCCUUUGACUUCAUAGCCUACAAAGAGUCAAUGGGGUCAUCUGAGGAUGAAGAUUUUGUUUACUCCUACAAAAUUGGGUGUCUUGAUAAGUAA
Messenger RNA from Ilex paraguariensis (yerba mate), 378 nucleotides. NCBI's taxonomy places the organism in Eukaryota, Viridiplantae, Streptophyta, Magnoliopsida, Aquifoliales, Aquifoliaceae. The record is from the annotation of a GenBank genome assembly.